This is a messenger RNA of Maniola jurtina (meadow brown), 3195 nucleotides long. It is a transcript of the gene dor, whose product is annotated as vacuolar protein sorting-associated protein 18 homolog. Gene Ontology annotation, biological process: intracellular protein transport; endosome to lysosome transport; organelle fusion. The record is from RefSeq and is a predicted model, not a curated record. Bases 205 to 3168 code for a protein of 987 amino acids. Gene Ontology annotation, molecular function: protein-macromolecule adaptor activity. The transcript has 12 exons. Gene Ontology annotation, cellular component: endosome; HOPS complex. Lineage: Eukaryota; Metazoa; Arthropoda; Insecta; Lepidoptera; Nymphalidae.
GUUAAAAAAAAAAAAGUGAUUUCCUCAAACAAUUUUCAGAUUUUCUAAUUUUCUAUAGAGUUUACCUAUAGUAUAUUGCCGUUAAAUUUCCUAUAGAAAACUUAUAGCGAAUGUGACUUCAUCUAUGAUUGAUAUUAUUAUAAGAUACAAAACGAUUUUUUAACUUAAAAUCCAUUUUAUGUGUUAAAGUGGUAUCAACUCAAAAUGACUUCGAUUUUUGAUCAAUACGAGCAGGCGUCUCAGAUUUCCCAGCGCUCAGUGCCAGUGUCUGAACAGAUGACGUCGUCGGGCUACAUCAAUAUGCAGUUGGAAGAUAAUACACCAAUGUUUUCUAAACAAAAGAUGAAUUUUAACCCAUCUGACCUGAUCACCCAUGUAGCGGUGUCUAGUGACUUCUUGGUCCUGGCUAUGGCUAACGGAAAGCUGUUCAGGCUUGAUUUGAAGAUGCCUGAUCAACAUGAAGAAAUCCAUUAUGCGAAAUUCGUGCAACCAAACUCAAAACUCACAGCCAUAUUCCUGGACCCAUUGGGUUACCAUCUGCUCAUGGCUUUUGCUGCUCGGAACAAAGAGGGUAGCCCUGAGUUAGUCUAUCUGCAUCGUAAGAGCAUCAAACUUAAACCAGUAACCAAGUCUAAGAACUAUGAGGUAACAGAAGUUGGGUGGAACUAUGAGAACAAGUCUUUGACAACCACAGGUCCUAUACUGCUAGGUACUUCGCAAGGACAUAUACUUGAAACUGAGUUGGAAGCAGAGAGUGAUAAGAUGUUUACAGCUAGCCAGCAAUAUUGGAGACAGCUGCCUACUUAUCUUCCUAUUUAUGGAGGCAAGGAGAUUGAUGGUUUGAUAUUCGACAUCGGUAGAGGCAUGAACACGCCUAUCACAGGCAUACAAUUCCACCGAGUCGGAAACACUAGUAAAUUCUUCAUCUUCGUCACCACACCCACCAGGCUCUACCAGUUCAUAGGCCACGCUAUGAUGGCUGACGACAAACCUUCCCUACAGUCUAUAUUUCAUCCGUAUCUCACUACUCCGGAGACUGGAUUCCAGGAAAUACCUUCCACAUUGAAAUAUUCCAAGUUACAGUUCUAUUUUGAUAAGAAUAAUACUCCAAGGACGUUUGCGUGGUUGACUGAACCGGGCAUAUUUUAUGGACAGCUAGAUCCAACAUCACAACAAAACUCAAAUUCACUCUUUACCCAAAGCGAACUCAUAAACUAUCCAUCCGAUAAAGAUUCAAGUGAAGAAACAACACCACUGUCAUUUGUACUGACCGAAUUUCAUGCUUUACUCAUGUUCUCUGAUAGAGUCAAAGCUGUUUCACUUUUAAACCAAGAACUAGUCUACGAGGAUAAAUAUUCAGAAGUCCACGGGAAGUUAAAGAAUAUAGUACAAGAUCCCAUAAGAAAGACAAUAUGGGCGGUCACAGAUAAAGCAGUUUUUAGAUACAAAGUCAAAAGAGAGGAACGAAAUGUAUGGAGGAUUUAUUCCGACAAAGAACAGUUUGAUCUAGCAAAACUUUAUUGCCAAAACAAUCCUGCAUUCAUCGAUAUCAUUAAUGUUAAACAGGCAGAAUUACUCUUCAAUAAAGGGGAUUAUGAUAGAAGCGCAGAAAUAUAUGCAGAGACCCAAAGCAGUUUUGAAACGGUAUGCCUAAAAUUUUUGGAAGUCGAUCAAGUUAAUGCUCUAAAAGUCUAUUUAGGAAAGAGACUAGAGGCUUUAGAGGAUGAUAAAACUCUAAUUUCCAUGAUAGUUAUUUGGAUGACGGAACUGUAUUUAUCACAACUCGGGUCGUUACGACGUACGGGGAAGGCAGAAUCGCAGGAGUACUAUCAAAUUCAAAGCGAUUUCGAAGUUUUUCUCCUGCAACCGAAAGUCGUAAAAUGUAUGCAGCAUAUAAAAUCUGUUAUCUACGACUUGAUGUCUUCUCAUGGUGACAAAGAUAAUCUUAUUAAACUAACGAUGAUUAAUGAAGAUUAUGAAAACGUGAUAGCCCAGCAUAUAUACAAGAAGUCGUAUAUGGAAGCGCUGAAAAUGCUUCAGUCUAAGAAAAGACCUGAAUUGUUCUACCAGUUCGCGUCAACGCUUAUGGAAGAAAUUCCUUCUCAGACCGCCACUGCUUUGAUAGCUCAAGGCCCUUUACUGAAUCCUACUAAACUUUUACCAGCCUUUUUGUCCUGUGAAAACGAUGAAGUUCAUAUUUCGGAAAUUAUUAGGUAUUUGGAGUUCAUGCUCCAGAAUUUUAACGUGAAGGAUAAGGCGAUACAUAAUUAUCUGUUGACUUUGUAUGUGGAAUACGAUCAGGGAGCGUUGAUGAAGUAUUUGACGAGACAGGGGCAGGAAAUUGUGCUGGUUAACUACGACGUUCAUUAUGCGUUGAGGCUCUGCAGAGAGAAGGGUUUGUCAGAAGCGUGCGUAAAGCUAUCAACUCUGCUGGGGCUGUGGGAGUCGGCCGCGGAGUUGGCGUUAGAAGUGGACCUGACUCUGGCGAAGAGCGUCGCCAAUAUGCCGGACGAUGAGAGCCUGCAAAGGAGGCUUUGGCUCGGAAUAGCCGAACACGUGAUAACCAAGAACCAAGACAUCAAGGAAGCGAUGAGUUUACUAGAAGAAUGUCCGCUCAUCAAGAUCGAGGAUAUCCUGCCCUUCUUCAGCGACGUGGUCACCAUCGACCACUUCCGAGAGCCCAUUUGCCAAUCCUUGGAGGAAUAUAACAAACAAAUAGAAGAGAUUAAAGCAGAAAUGGAGGAGGCCACUAAUUCUGCUGAAUGUGUCCGUAACGAAAUCCAAUCGUUCCGUAACCGGAGCGUGCUAGUGUCGGUGUCGGACGCGUGCUGCCUGUGCGACAUCGCGCUCCUGCUGCGCCCCUUCUACCUGUUCCCCUGCGCUCACAGGUUCCACAGCGACUGUCUCAUGGCUGAGAUGCAGCCCAUACUGGCGCCGGCCAAACGCAACAAACUAACAGAUCUACAACGCAAACUGAAAGUUCUCCCCAGCAUAGAACUUAACACGGUCACUUCCAGCGGGUUGCCUCUCAAGGAAGUGCUGAAGAAUGAAAUGGAUGAUAUUGUGGCGAGCGAGUGUGUGUUCUGUGGAGAGCACAUGAUCACUUGUAUUGACAAACCGUUCAUUGCUGAUGAAGACUGGGACCGAGUGAUGAAGGAAUGGGAGUGAAUGGGGAAAUGGGAAUAAUUUGGAAAA